Leptopilina heterotoma is the source of this 1378-nucleotide messenger RNA. RefSeq lists its product as uncharacterized. The transcript is spliced from 2 exons. The record is from RefSeq and is a predicted model, not a curated record. The coding region runs from base 347 to 1192 and encodes 281 amino acids. NCBI's taxonomy places the organism in Eukaryota, Metazoa, Arthropoda, Insecta, Hymenoptera, Figitidae.
AUAUUUAUGACAAUCACACAACAGAGCGAUUGCAUUUGAUCACAAAACUUUAAAGAAGCUUGUUUUCGUUUUUUACUUAUUAUUACUAUUAUUAUUAUAAUUAUAAUAGACACAAGGAAAUAUUGUAAUAAUUUACAGUUUAUUAUUGAGGAAAUUUCAAUAGACGAAGAAAUGUCGAAAGUGAAAAAAGCAUUGUGCAUGUUAUUAAUUCACUCCGGGAGGAAGAAUUGAUGAACUUUGGUUUUUUUUCCUUUCCAUCAUUGGCAAUUUACAAUUUUGACGAACAAUAAUAAAAAAAUAGAGACAAAAGAGAAUAUUUUUUUUGUCGAAAAAACAAAGAGAGAAAAUGGACGAAAUGGAGGAAAAUUUAACGGGCGAUGAGACUUGCGAGGAAGGCGUUGAGAGUUAUGGAAAAUUUGUAUCUCACGACGAACAAGUUGACGAAGGUACAAUAGAAUAUCUCGAUUUGGAUAUGGAAGUAAUACAGGAUGCCGAUGACGAUUGUCAAACAACGCAAGUUGCAAUAAUCGACACACAAAAAUAUACACAAAAAAAACGCCAACGUAUCAAGGAUUCAAAUAAAAAUCUCCAAUCAACAUCAACAUCAUCAUCAUUGGAAAAGAAAGUAACACCAAAUGAAUUUAAAUUACGACCAAAAUAUCGACCAAUACGACCAAAACCAAGUUCACAAUUAAAUUCCGUGACGCGAACAAAUAAAUUACAAAGUUUAACGCCAAUUGUUAAUUUUAAUCCAACAUCGGGAUUUAUUGUUGCCGCCCCAUCGACGACAGUGAUAAAAAAAGAGAAGGGCCAUGAGACUUAUGUGGCAGCGUCCCCAGUUAAUAAUAAAUUAACGACAUAUUCAAAAAUGAUGACAAACGGAGCUAGCGGUCUUAUUGGCACUAAGGAUAAUUUAUUAUCAACAACCCCAAAUACAACAACAACAACAGCAGCAUCGUCAAUAUUAUCAUUAUCGCCACAAAAUGAAUUACAAAAUGGUAAUAAUAAAACAAAAACCCGUCACAUGAUACCUAAAAAUAGUGUCGAAUUAUUUUUUGAAAGUAUGGCAAAAACAGUUCUCAAUUUACCGACACACGUUCAGGCCGAGAUUAAAAUGGAAAUUUGUCGCGUUGUCACUAUGGCGGAAAUUAAAUAUCUAUCCGAGGAAGUGAAAAACGAUAAAAAGGAUUGAUAAAAAGAAAAGAAAAAAAAAUUGAUAAAAAAGAAGUUAAUAAAUAAUUUAAUUUGUAUAUUAUUACAGUAAAUUUUAAUUAUUAUUAUGUAUAAAACAAAAAAAGAAGAGAAGAAGUAAUGGGAGAUUUUUGUUUUCUUUGUUGUACAUAUUUUAGUGAUUUCAAAAUAUAUCUUUCGACAGUCA